Molecule: messenger RNA, 879 nt
Organism: Komagataella phaffii GS115
Lineage: Eukaryota; Fungi; Ascomycota; Pichiomycetes; Pichiales; Pichiaceae
Exons: 1
Coding region: 1-879 (292 amino acids)
Cellular component (GO): intracellular anatomical structure
Molecular function (GO): oxidoreductase activity, acting on NAD(P)H, oxygen as acceptor
Source: RefSeq, a predicted model, not a curated record
AUGACAAACGCCCACCUUGCUACCUCUUACGUCACCAACUCUGUUAAACCGUUGCCUCAACCGGCUCCUGAUGUCAUCAACGACAUUAGAGCCACCAAAUUUGACGCUUCGAAGUUGUUCCGUCUUGAUGGACAGGUGGCGGUCAUCACUGGAUCUGGCAGAGGUUUAGGCAGAGCUAUUGCAGAAUGUUACGCAUCCGUGGGAGCAACCAUCAUUCUUUGGGAUUAUGAAAACCCAACAGAAGCUGCCAAAGAGAUCUCUGAGAAGUACGGGGUGAAGUGUUUAAGCGUUGGAUGCGAUGUCAGCAACUCCAAGAAUGUCGAAGAGGCAAUAGACAAAAUUUCCCAGCAGUUCAACGGCAAAAUCGACAUUUUUGUCGCCAAUGCCGGUGUAGCAUGGCAGUCAGGAUCUAUUCUCAACUCUGAGAACCAAGAUGACAAGAACUGGCACCGUGUCAUGAACGUGGACUUGAACGGUGUUUACUAUUGUUGCAAGAACAUCGGCAAGGUAUUCAAAGCCAACAACAGCGGAUCAUUGAUCAUCACAGCAUCUAUGUCUGGCUCGAUUGUCAACGUUCCAAAUUAUCAGGCUCCAUACAAUGCCGCCAAAUCUGCCUGUAUACAUUUGGCAAAAUCGCUGGCUGUGGAGUUCACCGAGUUCAACGCACGCGUCAACUCGAUUUCUCCGGGAUAUCUGGAUACUGGAUUAUCGGACUUCUUACCGGUAGAAAUCAGAAGUAGAUGGUGGUCUUUGAUCCCCAUGGGUAGGGAAGCGUUCCCAGAGGAAAUCGCUAGUGCUUACCUCUACUUGGCCAGUAAUGCCUCCACUUACACCACAGGCACCAAUUUGGUAGUGGAUGGUGGUUACUCCGUCGUGUAG